This is a messenger RNA of Lichtheimia ornata, 1149 nucleotides long. RefSeq lists its product as uncharacterized. The coding region runs from base 1 to 1149 and encodes 382 amino acids. The record is from RefSeq and is a predicted model, not a curated record. Lineage: Eukaryota; Fungi; Mucoromycota; Mucoromycetes; Mucorales; Lichtheimiaceae. The transcript has 4 exons.
AUGAAUAUCUCAGAUUGGUGCAAGUCAAAAGCUGGACCUUCAACUUCAAGACGAGCCCAUGACGAGAAUGAGGAUACUGCAUUGAGACGAGACGAGAGCAUGGAGGAUAACGAUGGGUCCGAAAUGAGACUGGAUCCAGAAGAACAAGAGCACCAUGUGGACUUUGAUGCAUCGUUUUCGUCAAGAGAUGGCAGCAGAAUGGAGAGCGAUUCGAUAAAGUCUUUUUCAGAGAGCGAGGUGUAUACUAUGAGCAAGGCUUUUGUGGAGGAUGAUGUGGAAGACUCGCAGCAAACGCAGUUGACAUCCACCGAGAACAUUCUAAGUGGACUUGACAGGUGGCACCCCUCCAAAGGAACCGCCCGAUCACCAUCACCCAUUCUAUCAGCUCCAAAUCGACAUGAUGAUAUACUGAGCAUCGAUGAUGACGUGAUUGAGGAUGAUGAUGAUUCAUGGCCUUCACCAGCACCGCAUGCUAUGAACAAUGAGCAACAACAACAACAGCCAUCCUUCCACAUGCAAGAUGAACCUAUCGACAUGCCUGAACCACCCACCUUUAAAACCGUUACCCCAACACCAUCACAAGAAAUGAAUACCCAUACGACAUUGAGGCCUUUCAUCAAGCUGAAAAAACAAAGUACGGGCUUCAAGGCAAUGGAGGACAUUAUACAAGCAUACAAGGAACAUGAAAUAUGGUUACGGCAAGCGAGAGAAGAAGUUGUAAACAAGGGCUCGAUUGCACGUUUAUGCGUCUCCUCAGAGGAAGCUCACCUUUUUCGCAUUGUACGAACAUGGAAGGAUCAUGGUCUCAUUUUCGGUCGUUGUGUGCGUUUGAAUCAAGAUGAAAUCAACUAUAUUUUACGUCGACAAAGGGACAACAUCAACACCCUGGGCAAUACUACACAAGACGACAUUAUCGAAGAUAGCUAUUCACAGCCCAUGCAAUUGCCACCUUACAACCCAGGCAAUGAUAAGGAGGAUGAGCAGUUUGUCUGCGUAUUUUCAUUCGCAUAUAUGCAUGCUCCAGACAGCACACGGAAUAAGCUGCUGAAAGAAGAAUGGGUCGCUAUAUGGCCUCCUUGGACACUCAAAAAACUUCCAGAAGGAGAUAUUUAUAUAGUUUCACGAUUCAUGUCUCAAUCAAUAUACUGA